GCGGCAGAUUGUGCUUCACUGCCGUCAGCCAAUCUAUCCACGCAUCUGGAUACUGCCCUCACCCCAAUCAGCAAUAGCCAACAGAGUCUAGCGAACCUGUGUAGUUGCACGCCCAGUACUCAAGAGAUGGUCAACCCCGAUAUCCCUCCGCACUAUACUGCGUCUCCAUCCUCGUUUAUGGGCACGCCGCAUUUGACCAUCAACAAAGAAGCAACUAUUGACCUCGACUCUACAAACGCAUUCGAAGGUCCCGAGAAGCUUCUUGAAGUAUGGUUCAGUUCCUCUGCUAACGACCUUCCGGGUCGUGCCGGGCCACUCGGGCUCAAGGCCGUCUCCGCUGAUGUGUGGAAGGAAAUGUUGGACCUUGUGAAUUGCAAAGUUCUUUCUGUCAUCGAAUCCGAGCAUGUCGAUGCUUACCUCCUCUCCGAGUCGAGCAUGUUUGUAUUCCCACACAAGGUUGUUCUCAAAACAUGCGGCACCACUACUCUGCUAUGGGGUAUUUCUCGCCUGCUGGAAAUUGCUGCUCUAGAUGCGGGAUUUCCCCAUGUGGAACAGUCCGCCAGCAGCGGUGCAGCUGCUGCCACUCCAUAUCGUGUCUUCUACAGCAGGAAGAACUAUCUUUAUCCUGACCAGCAGCGUGGACCCCACCGCAGUUGGCGCGAUGAGGUUCGCUAUCUCGAUCAACGAUUCCAGGGUGGCAGCGCCUAUAUGAUUGGCAAAAUGAAUGGAGAACACUGGUACCUAUACAUUACUGGUCCGGACACGAGCUUGACUCCACCUGCCACUCCGGACCGAGAGGUUCCCGAGACGGAGACCAAGUUUGUGAGCCAUCCUCAGCGAAUGCUGCCGGAGCAGAAAACGGACGAAGAGGGAGACGAGACUUUGGAGAUUCUCAUGACUGACCUCGACGAGAAGAAUGCCCGUCAGUUCUAUCUCGAGGACGCGAGUGCGGUCGCGGAAGGUCGCUAUCUCCAAAAGGCUCGUGAGGCUCGUAAGAGUGCUAUUACAUCUCUCGGCUCGAUUCCUGAAGAAGAGAAGAAGAACGGCAAAAUUGGAGAUUCAGCCAUCCUCAACCCAGCUGCCACUGUGUCUGAUGACAGCUUUGAUGUCUUUGAACAGACAUCAUCUGAUCAUUCAGGCUUCAAUUCUGACGAGGAGCCGCUGACUUUCCCAGAGGAGUUGACCACCGAGGGCCAUACUCUAGGAACUGUCGUUUCGGAGUCUUGUGGCUUGGCUGACGUUUAUCCUACCUCCAAGUAUCCCGAAGCUCGCAUCGACUCGUACCUGUUCACCCCUUGCGGCUUCUCCGCCAAUGGCGUGGUUCCCGCACCCACUGGUGCUGUCAACGAAACCAAGAAAGGGUCUGGUGCGACCCAUUAUUUCACUGUCCACGUUACGCCCGAGCCGCAAUGCUCUUACGCCUCCUUUGAGACCAACGUGCCUGCACACCAGUCUGGUCGCGAGACUGCCGAUAUUGUCGAGCAUGUGGUCGGCAUCUUCAAACCGGGCCGGUUCAGCGUUACACUCUUCGAAGCCAAACCGAGUGAGGACAUUGUCAGUAAGACUGCAGGCAAGAGCAAGCGCAUGGAAGCCAUUGCAGGCUACCGGCGCGUCGAUCGAAUCGUGCAUAACCUAGACGGAUAUGACCUAGUCUUCAGGUACUUUGAGCGUGAUGACUGGAAAGGAGGACAGCCGAGGCUCGGCGAGAUUGGCAUCUAG
This is a messenger RNA of Periconia digitata, 1719 nucleotides long. NCBI's taxonomy places the organism in Eukaryota, Fungi, Ascomycota, Dothideomycetes, Pleosporales, Periconiaceae. The record is from the annotation of a GenBank genome assembly.